CCCAAAAAAAGACAUUAAGUGACCAAAAAGACUAAAACACAUUAACACAUGAACACUUUAACACAGUGGAGACAGAGCUGACUUCCAAAAUGAUUUGGCGACCCCCAGAAAUCAUCUCGCGACCCCAAUUGGGGUCCCGACCCCAAGGUUGAGAAUAGCUGAUCUGAUGUAAUACAUGGUGUUGGCCCGUAGGGGGCAGUAUGGACUAUUCUUUUGUAGAAGCAUCUCUGGGUCAGUAGAAGUGAAACAGUUACUACACUUCUCAGAAUAAAACACGUAUAGUGUUUUUACAGCGUGUGGCGGCUACAUUAGUGGAUUAGUAACAUUAGAGACUGCAGAGCGGCUUUUUUGGCAGCUUGUUUUACGUGUUUCCUCUCUGAAGUCUGGCAACCCGCUGUACCAAAGGCUAAGCUAAGGUCCUGCAGCUGGUCGCAGUAAACAGCUUGUGACAGGCGGCUGGAGGUGUUUGUGUCUGCCAUGCCCAGCCCUGGAUGACCCGAGACACGCGCUGAUCACAGGUAAAACAGGAUCCAGACCUCCAGCUCCUUAUGGCUGUAUAUGAUGAGAACAUCCUGAAGAAUCCUUUCUACGUGGCGUUGGAAAAGCAGAGACCGGACCUCUGCAGCCGAGUGGCGGAGUUCCACGGCAUCGUUCUGGUGCCUUGUUGUGGAAGUCUGACCGUCUGCAGCUACUCAGAUUCUCAGUUCGAAAGCUAUGUCCUGCAGCCUGUGGAGGACAAAUACCAAACUGUGGAUGGAAAGGAGGUCAGGAUCCAGGACAGGCAGGUCCUGCUGGGGUCCGGCUUCCCGGCUCCCUCAUCGAUCCCCAUCCUGUUUGAGGAAACCUUCUACAAUGACCAGGAGCAGAGCUACAGCAUCCUGUGCAUCUGCAGGCCCGUCGAGGUGGACCCCAGCCCAGGCGACCCCAGCCCGCCGCCCCCGUACUGCCUGAAGAGCCUGGAGGACGUCAGGGAGUUCUUGGGCCGCCACGCCCAGAAACUGGACAAGUUCAUCCACGGCUUCUGUCAGGCCUUCAGAGAGCAGGAGAGGAAGGGAAUCCGCCACCACAUAGACUCGGUGAACGGUCUUUACACUAAAUGUCUUCAGUGUCUGCUGAGAGACUCUCGUCUGAAACUUCUGGCGAAGCAGGAGAUUCAGAUGGCUCUUCUCAAACAGGCUGUCGAGAUGUAUGUUCAUCAUGGUAUCCAUGAUUUAAUUUUUAACUUUGUGGGAACGCUUGAAGCAAGCCAGGACGCUGCAUUCAACAAAACAACCAGGAGUCUGCAGGAGCUGCAGCAGAAAGAGCUCGGAGUCAAACCAGAGUUCAGUAUAAACUUGUCUCGAGCAAAGAGAGAGCUGAGUCAGCUCAACCAGCAAACCUCGCCGCUCCUCAAACUGCUCUGCCUGCGUAGAGUCGCCCUGACCGCCACCCAGAACCCCAGAGCCACUGUCAGUAUAGAGGCUGUGUGUGCUGACGACCUGCUCUCUGUCAUCCUCUAUCUGCUGGUAAAGACGGAAAUCCCCAACUGGAUGGCCAACCUGAGCUACAUCAGGAACUUCUGCUUCAGCCACUCCAGCAAAGAUGAACUCAGCUACUGUCUGAGCACCUUCGAGGCUGCGGUGGAGUACAUCAACCUGGGGAGGCUGCAGGACACCAACUCUGGCUCAAAUGAUCUGAACGACAAGGCGUUGUUUAAAGAGAGGAUGAGACUGCUGUCCCAGAGCGCCGCCACGCCCAUCAACUGUCUCUUUGAGCACAUAGCGAAUGGAAGCGAAGCAGAGGUGCAACGUCUUUUGAGUGAAGGAGAGAUAAACGAGGAUGUCAGGAUGUGUCAUCCCCUCUGCUCCUGUGACCUCUGUGACCUGCAGCUGUCGGGGCGGCUGAACGACCCGUCCAUCGUCACGCCGUUCUCCAGAGACGACCGAGGUUACACUCCGCUUCACGUCGCUGCGAUCUGCGGUCAGGCCCAGCUGAUCGACCUGCUGGUGUGUAAAGGGGCGCCAGUCAACGCCACGGACUACCACGCCCUCACACCACUGCACUUGGCCUGUCAGCGGGGAUACCAGGGAGUCACGCUGCUGCUGCUACACUACAAAGCCAACACAGACGCUCAGGACAACAACGGCAACACGCCGCUGCACCUCGCCUGCAUGUACGGACACGAGGACUGCGUGAAGGCGUUGGUGUACUACGAUGUCCAAACGUGCCGUCUGGACCUGCAAAAUGAUAAAGGCGACACGGCGCUGCACAUGGCGGCCCGCUGGGGCUACGAGGGAAUCAUCCAGGUGCUGCUGGAGAACGGAGCGAGCACCGACAUCCUCAACAAGAACAAAGACUCGCCGCUGCAGUGUGCACUCAACUCCAAGAUCCUCGUGUUGCUGCAGUCGACUCAGAACGGCCGUCAGCGCAGCGGCAGCGGAGUUGAUUCUCCCAGUCGCUCCCCUCUGGCCUCCGACUGCAGCAGCCGGCGCUCCUCCGCCUCCAGCACCUCCUCUCUGGGCUCCGAGGCCAGACCAGAGGGAGAACGGGUCCGACACAGAGAGGUGGAGAAGCUGCUGCGUGCCGUGGCGGACGGUGAUGUAGAGAUGGUGCGUUACCUGUUGGAGUGGAUGGAUGAGGAUGAGGAUGAUGAAGGAGAGAUCCGGUCCGAGGCUCUGCUCUGCCACCCUCUGUGUCAGUGUCCCAACUGCGCUCCCACUCAGAAGCUUUCUGUCACGCAGGCCGGAGUUCUUGGGGUUAACAGCUUCAACGUUGACGGCUUCACGCCCCUCCACGUUGCCGCGCUGCACGGCCACUCUGCGCUCGCCGCCUUACUGAUCCGCCACGGCGCCAGCGUCAACGCCCGCACUAACCAGAGCGCCACACCGCUUCACCUGGCCAGCCAGAACAGCCAUGUCCAGGUGAUGAGGUUUCUGCUGGAGUGCAACGCCAAACUGAACAAGAAGGAUCAUUAUGGCAACACACCUCUGAUACAGGCCUGUCUCCGUGGAAACCUGGAGACAGCCACCAUCUUGUUACAGAGUAAUGCGCUGGUGAACGUGGUGAACCUCCAGGGGAACACGGCGCUCCAUGAGGCGGUGCGGGGCGGACACCAGCCGCUGGUGGAGCUGCUGCUGAGAGGUGGAGCCUCGCCCGGCCUCAGGAACAAGAGGCAGAGGACGCCGCUGGACUGCGCCUACGAACUGGGUGGAAAGAACACUGAGAUCCUGAGAGCUCUGCAGAAAGCGUCUGGACUUUCUCCUGAUGCUGAACCAAUCAAACUCCUCUCUGUGCCCAAAGGAGCUCUGGCUCAUUCAUUCGUGCAGCGCCUGAGGCUGCAGGAUCACACCAACGGCAGAAGACAGAAGGCGGCCCAGUCCAUCAGCAGGAUUCAGCAGAUGAAGAAAGGUUCCUCUGGUCCUCCCUCCAGGUGUUCAACAAACCAGGGGAACCCAGAGAGGAGGAGGUUGAGGCGAGGGGAGACGGUUGAGGUCAGCAGCCCCUCUGCGAGCCUGGACGCCAGGCCCCGGCUGAGAGAGCGGCCCCUGGGUCGCUGUCACACCCUGGACUCAGGAGAAGAAACACUGGAACGACAACACACUCCAAACAUGACCGAAUACACUCCACAGGAGAGCAAUCAGACAGAUGACACACACACUGACCACACAGCAGGAGCUCAGGCGCCCAGAGACGAAACGCAGCCUGACACCGGUGAAACACACUCCACUGAUGACUGCAGCACAGGAAGUGAAACCUCCACAUCCUCGUUGUGUAACGCCCCGUCACGUGCUGAUAACCCGUGUGAACCCCUGACACGCCCCUCAACCACUUCCUCUGCUUCACACGACGCCACCGAGCCGUCUGAAGGUAACAGCCCCAGUCUUUGUCCUUUAAACGGAGAGUCUGAGUCGCCAGACGACCAGACUCGUACGGACAGUGAGGCUUUGCAGUCAGACGGCAAAGACGGAGACCCCGUCCCCACCUGCACUGACCCCCACCCCGAAAUCCAGACAGAUGGAGGCGACCAGAAAGACGCCGAUGCAACGCAAGAAAAGAGUGAAGAGUUGACUCAUGAAGACUGCGACUGAAACGGAGACAUUAUGAGGAGAUUACAGAGGAGCACCAAACAUUUGGCUUCCUUUUCCAUCGAUGGAACAAAACACCAAAUAUUUGAAAGGAAAAAGAAAGCACACGGUUUCAGAUCAGACGCGACACUGACUACGUUUACAUGCACAAAAAUAUUCCAGUUAUUCUGAAAAAGAGACUACUCCCACUGAGCUGUUUACAUGGCUAAUGAGAAUGAAUAUUCCAGUAAUAUUUCCCUUUACAUUCAGCCGUGCGUACUCCUGUCGAGGUAAAACGAACGGCUGUGUUUGACAGGAACAUGUCAUUCAUCGCAUCAAAAUAGUGGAACUGCUUGUGCCAUUAUGAUCGUUUUUUUCACUCCUUUAAUCACCUUGUUGAAACCCAAGUUGUGAAAUUUGCACAUGUCCAAAAACCUCUUGAUGUCCAAGUCUUUAAAACUGAUUCUGAUAUCGUGAUUCUUCAGGCACAACACAGAGCAGAAUGUAAACAGGCAAGUUUUUGUGUCGCAAACUGCUGUAAAAACCCAGAUUGAGAUGCAUAGAACAAACGUGCUGCAAAGUCCAAAGUAUGCUUGUGAAACCUGAAUAAUAAUGGUAUAUCACACAUCUUGAUCAAAAAAAUGCUACAUUCAGAAUAAGUCCAACUUCAGAAUAUCUAAAUGGAAUAUGCUGUUUGCAUUCAGACACAUUGACAUAUUUGGAAAAAGAAGUGGAACACCAGUGGACGUGUGAACGUAAUCAGUGACUCUAUGACAAAGCUUUCUCAUCUUGUCUCCGUUUCUUUAGUAGAAAGUAAAUCCAAAUUUUUAGGGCAGACUGUUUGACUUCUUUCAGCUCUUUCAAUAGUUUUAAGUCUACAGUAAUAAUGCGGGCUAAAAGGAGUUUCCCAAAAGAUUUUCCCAACUUGCAGAGCAUUAUAAUUUCUCACUUGUCCCCAGUGAUAUCUAACCAUGCGGAUGGGAUUUCUUAUGGGGAACUGUAGCCGUUAUCUAUGCUCCAGACUCCAUUGACAAAAACAAUGAUUUUAACCCUUUGAUGCACAACAUAUUGACCCCCCUUCUAAUGCACAAUAUGGGUCAAAAAUUACCCGCAUUCAUUCCCUUCAUGUUAUUUAAUGCUGGCUGUGUGUUUCUGUGCUCUAUCUUUUGAUAUAAACUUAUUUUAUGAUUGAAUAUUCCAAAUAUUCUUUAAAUAGCUUGUUUUUGAUAACAACAGAUCAUUAUUUCCAUUUUGCCUCUCAUACUUUAUGAAAAAAAAGUUUUUGUAUUAUUACAUAGCUAACUACUUGGCUAAGUAGCUUGCUCAGCUAACUACUCAGCAAAGAAGUUAGCUAAGUAGUUAGCUUAGCAAGCUACUUAGCCAAGAAGUUAGCUAAGUAUUUAGCUUAGCAAGCUACUUAGCUAAAAAUGGAUAUGGGUCAUUUUUUACCCAUGUUGUGCAUAAGAAGAGUAGUGACACAAAAAGGGAUUUUAUUAAAAAAAUGAAUAAAGGAAAACAUAAAAUUUGGAUGUAUGAUGAUCAAAAACAAAUUAUUUGAGGAAAACCUUGAAUACUGAAUGAUGAAAAUAAUUUUUUGUAAAGAUAUAGAACAUAAAAACUCUGUCGGGUCACUUUAGACCCAUGUUAUGCAUCAAAGGGUUAAAUAGCAGAACAGAGGAGUUGCUGGUCUACCGCUGCCUCAAUUAGUUAGUUUGACCAGCAAGUCCAGUGUUUUGCAAGUUAAUAUUACUGUUUUUGUCAAUGGAGUCUGGUGGCUUUGAAGAUAACAUAUUACAGCCUCUGUUUCCCUUGUGUCAACUUAAACAGGCCUGCCAGACGGCAAAUUAAGGCAGUGAUAAUAUUCUAAAUAAAGCUUACACUUAGCUAAAAUACAUUAGGCUGCUGCCCUCGUCCACAGCAUAGAAAUAAAAUCCAAAUUAACCCUUUAAAAACCUUUUUGAUUAGAAAUGUUAAAUAUUACAUUCGAUAGGAUCAUUUUCUGCGUUCUGUUUCAUCUCCCUGUGUCAAAAGUCAAUACCGGCAUAUAAAACGGACUAAAUUAUUUCAUUGUGACAUUAACAGGUCAGAUGUUUUCUGUAACAUUAACAAGACAGUUAAAUUCCUCCAGUCUGAAGAGCUCUUUGGUCUCAGCCACUGCUGGAUCUCCUCCUCCUGAGUUUUAAGCACUUUCUUCUUCUUGCCUUCAGAAAAAGAAAAAGGGAUGCAAACUGACGUUAUUUUAGAUUGUAUGAAUGUUGCUUGAGUUUAAUUUUAUGCCACUGGACUGUAGCUCCAAAUCUGACCAGACUUCAUUUGAAGAACGUGCUGUUUUACUUGAAUACUAGACGUUUUCAGUGUUAAAAAUGGAUUCACAGUUUGGUCGUUUUUUUGCUUGUUUUCACAGUUUAACAUCAUACUACUUCACUUCUAUUUUUAUUAGGAUCAUUUUAUUUUAUUUAUGACUUGUUGAUGGUAGUGUAUUGUGUGUUCGGAGAUGUUCAGCUUCUCCUGAAUGUUAGAAUGUGUUAUCUCCACACAAACAUAGGGCAGGUUAAAGGAUCACACUGCUGGUUUUUAUUGUUUUUAUCCCGUUAAUUACAAUCCUGAUAUUUUACAUCACUUCUAAUUAUUUUCACAAUCAUAGUAACAUAUUUUAAGAUUGUCUUCCUUUCUUGCAACUAUUCAUUUUAGCUUAUUUCUUUAAAAAAGGAUUAUGUUUUGAUGCUGUUUUAGACAGUGUCUGAACUUUUUUGGAUAUUCAUCUAUUCAUUUAUUUAAUAGGAACGUGAUUUACUGGGAUCAAAUUAUCUUUUAAAGUCGUGUCCAGCAGCAUAUGGAUAAAUCUAUAAAUAUUACUACUUACUGAUAUUUUAUACAUCGGAGAGUGAUUUUUAGUUGGUAUAUUAAUUGAUAAUACAAAUACUUUUUAUUUGCAGCUCAACCUUAAAAACAAUAAGUUACAGCUUUAGUUUUACUUGUGAUGAUUUUGGUCAAAUGUAAUUUAGAACAUAAAAGCUGUGUUUUAAAUUCAGUAUUAUUAUUUCACAGGAUUUUUGACUUGCUUUGUCAUGAUACAAUACAGAAUGAUUCUUUAUUUUUGUAAUUCAGUGAGUGAAGUUGACUUUCACACAAAACUGAAAUGAAUUAAAAAAACCCUCAGUGUAUGAUUUGGAAACAAGUCAGCAGUGAUGUAAAACAGAGAAGUUAAUGAGUGAAAUAAAACAUGCAAAAUCACCAGUUUGCUCCUUUAACAUUGGGAGAUAUUUUGGGUGAGACACUUCAGUAAAAACAUUGUUUUAUGUUUUUGACUGAUGCUUCCAUAACAUGUUUUCUUUCAGACUAGUAGAAAGAAAUUCAUAUUUACCAGAAUCAGAAUAUCUUUAUUCUGAAGGUUUUUACUGAGAGGUUUGUUCAUAGAUCAUCCAUAGUCAGGUUCAGAUUUGUUUGUGUUUGUUUUAUCUGAUUUUUGGAGUGAUUUAAAAAUAAAAAAAAAAUAAAAUGAGAUAUCCAAAAUUAUCUCUGGAAAAAC
Messenger RNA from Centropristis striata (black sea bass), 7572 nucleotides. It is a transcript of the gene ankrd27, whose product is annotated as ankyrin repeat domain 27 (VPS9 domain). Gene Ontology annotation, molecular function: guanyl-nucleotide exchange factor activity; SNARE binding. Gene Ontology annotation, cellular component: late endosome; plasma membrane; neuron projection. The transcript is spliced from 28 exons. NCBI's taxonomy places the organism in Eukaryota, Metazoa, Chordata, Actinopteri, Perciformes, Serranidae. Bases 549 to 4067 code for a protein of 1172 amino acids. The record is from RefSeq and is a predicted model, not a curated record. Gene Ontology annotation, biological process: early endosome to late endosome transport; neuron projection morphogenesis.